UGAACUCACACACAUGAAAGAAAGAGAUUUUGAUCAAAAAUAAAAUAAAAGAGAAAGAUAAGUCAUUAUGGCUACAAAACCAGGAGUCCUCACUGACUGGCCAUGGAAAUCUCUUGGAAACUUCAAGUAUAUGAUUCUGGCUCCAUGGGUGGUUCAUAGCAUAUACUCAUUCAUAGUAAGAAGUGAAAAUGAGAGGGAUUUCACAAACUUCCUCAUAUUCCCAUCUAUUCUUUUUAGAUUCUUACAUAACCAGAUUUGGAUUUCUGUUUCUCGUUAUCAAACUGCUAAAGGCAACAAAAGGAUCGUUGAUAAGCCCAUUGAGUUUCACCAAGUUGACAGAGAAACCAACUGGGAUGACCAGAUAAUAAUGUACGGAAUACUGACGUAUUGUGGGAUUAUGUUAGUUCCAUGGUCAUCAAAGAUUCCAAUAUGGAGAACAGAUGGAAUAGUAUUAACAAUGCUACUUCAUGCUGGUCCUGUCGAGUUUCUCUAUUACUGGUUCCAUAGAGCUCUUCAUCACCAUUACCUCUAUUCUCGUUAUCAUUCUCAUCAUCAUUCCUCUAUUGUCACUCAGCCGAUUACAUCUGUAAUCCAUCCAUUCGCUGAAGUGAUGGUGUAUUUAAUGCUUUUUGCAAUACCACCAUCAGCUGCGAUAUUGAGUGGAAGAGCCUCACUGGUAGCUCUUUUUGGUUACCUGUUUUAUGUUGAUUUUAUGAACAAUAUGGGACAUUGCAAUUUUGAGAUCAUCCCACAAUUCACCUUCUCUAUAUUUCCUCCUCUCAAAUACAUCAUCUACACACCCUCGUAUCAUUCACUGCAUCACACACAAUUUCGGACUAAUUAUUCAUUAUUCAUGCCAUUUUAUGACUACAUCUACGAUACUAUUGACAAAUCAAGCGACUCUUUGUAUGAAACUUCACUUGAAAAGCCUCAAGAAUUCCCAACUCUUGUUCAUUUAACCCACUUCACAACUCCUGCCUCCAUUUACCAUCUCCGGCUAGGGUUUGCAUCCUUCGCUUCGAGGCCGUUAACUUGUACUCCAAGCUAUGUCGCCAUUUUGAGCCCGUUUACUUACUUAUUUAUGGUAUUAGCAAGCUUCUUUGGCCGCGUCUUCGUCUCCGAGAGGAACAUCCUCAACAAUGUUGUAUCACAAACUUGGAUCAUUCCAAGAUACAAAACACAGUACUUACGAAAACGGGAAAGCAGAGUUAACAACCGAUAUAUUGAAGAAGCUAUACUGGAAGCAGAUGCAAUGGGCUGUAAAGUGCUGAGCUUUGGGCUUCUAAAUCAGGGAGAAGAACUGAAUAGAUAUGGAGAAGUGUUUGUGGAAAAACAUCCAAAGCUGAAGCUAAAAUUGGUGGAUGGGAGUAGCUUAGCUGCAGCUGUUGUCAUCAAUAGUAUUCCCAAAGGCACCGCCCAAAUACUCAUCGGAGGCAAAUUAACCAAAGUUGCAAAAGCGGUUGCUUCUGCUUUAUGCAACAAGGGCAUCCAGAUUGUUGUGUUAAAUGAAGAGGAACAUAGACUUCAAACUGAACUUGUGGACAUAUCAAAACAAUAUGAGCAAAAGAUAUGGUUGAUCGGAGAUGAUGUAACCGAAAAUGAACAAUUAAAGGCUCCUAAAGGAACAUUGUUUAUACCUUUCACACAGUUUCCUCCUAAAAGAGUUCGCAAAGACUGUUUCUACCAUGUCACACCAGCCAUGCUAACUCCUCAUUCUCUUCAGAAUUUGGAUUCCUGUGAGGUUAGUGAACUACAUUUGUUAUUUCCUAAUUGGUUUUAUUAUUUUAUUAAGGAUAAAUUAUAACAUUAGUGUUUGUUU
Molecule: messenger RNA, 1819 nt
Organism: Mercurialis annua (annual mercury)
Lineage: Eukaryota; Viridiplantae; Streptophyta; Magnoliopsida; Malpighiales; Euphorbiaceae
Product: very-long-chain aldehyde decarbonylase CER1-like
Exons: 9
Coding region: 68-1804 (578 amino acids)
Biological process (GO): lipid biosynthetic process
Molecular function (GO): iron ion binding; oxidoreductase activity
Source: RefSeq, a predicted model, not a curated record